This is a messenger RNA of Aaosphaeria arxii CBS 175.79, 2687 nucleotides long. RefSeq lists its product as uncharacterized. Gene Ontology annotation, molecular function: DNA-binding transcription factor activity, RNA polymerase II-specific; zinc ion binding. The coding region runs from base 82 to 2277 and encodes 731 amino acids. The record is from RefSeq and is a predicted model, not a curated record. The transcript has 5 exons. Gene Ontology annotation, biological process: regulation of DNA-templated transcription. NCBI's taxonomy places the organism in Eukaryota, Fungi, Ascomycota, Dothideomycetes, Pleosporales.
UCUACCCGGCCCAGUCAUUUAUCAUCCUCAUUCUACAUCACCGACGCUUUUCGACUCUCCCGUCACCUAACCCCGUCGAGGAUGAGCCCUCCUCUACGGCCCAUUUUGCCUUGUCCACCGGGUGCGAAAAGUACCUCCGAGGGCUCCACUAGUUCUCAGAAGCGCAAAGUCACCAAGAUUGCGUGUAAACCAUGUCAGCAACGUAAAUACAAGUGCGAUGGAACUAGACCAGCUUGCAGAGCUUGCGUUGGGAAGUCGUUACCAUGUCAUUAUGAUUAUGCAGAAGGACAGGAGCGUCCAUCGCUAAAGAGGAAGAAUCUGGAGUUGCAACGAGAUCUUGGGAGCACACUAGAGCUGCUCCACCAUUUGCGACACGGAUCUGAAGACGAUGCUCGUAAUCUUUUCACAAGGAUACGAGAAGGAGAAGACCCAUCGACAAUCGUUGCAUCGUUGAAUCAGCUGGGUAUUGGGACGAACAUACCGAAUCGAUCACCAACACCCCGCGAAGAUGUGUCGCCGGAAAGGACUGAAGAGGCAGCUCCGCCGUCUCGGCCAGCGCCCGGUCUAAUCGAUCAAAAGUCACAUCUCAUUACGCUCCCGUUGGGACAUGGCCCAGCGCCAAAGCUUCCCCCGAUCGGACACCCUACGUAUGAGAAUCAUACUGACCCUCCAAUGAUACCUCCAAUCCGGAGCAUCAUUGGCCCCCACGAACGUAUGAUGGUUUCCGACACCUCCAAGCCGAAGGUGUUAGCAGAAUCAAUCCGAGCACAAAGGGAAACUAUCAGACAGUCAUACUCUACAUUCUUGCAAUGCUCAGCUACGUCUUUUCACGUGUACUCCCAAGAACAGGUCAAUGGUCUGCUCGAUGCCUUUCGCCCCGAGUGUACUGACAUAUCCCUAUCAACACUGUGUUCUACGUGUGCCGUUGCAGCAGUUGGAGAAAGGUUCUAUCCGGGUCCAGUCUCUCCGUCAGACUAUAGUCAUUUCUUCAAUGCUGCCAAACAAUUACUUGAUGAUUGCAUAGACCAAACACCUCUCCAGGCGAUCAAAGUUUGUGCUCUUCUGGGAAUGUGCAAUAUCAUCACCAAAUCUACUGCCGCCCUGGCUUACAUAGAGCUGGGGCUUGGUUUGGCUCGUAGUCAAGGAAUAUUCGGCGAGCAGUGUCGACCUGAUCUAGACAUCGGCACCUGGAACGACAAGCGGAGGGUCUGCCAAAUAAUGAUCUUCUACAGAGGUUGGCUUCGUGUAACAUCAUCCAUAACAACAAUCGAAACAGACGAUGCAGUUACUUCUCACAAUCUUGACAAGUUUGGGGAUAGCGAUGUCAUCAGAAAUUCUGGAAUCCAGGUAGAAGUAUUGGCCAUGAUCAAAAUAAUGAUGCACAUAUGUCGCGUGGUACUUAGCACGCGCUUUUCGCUUUCAUGGUCAAGGGGCAUUCAAAGUCUUUUCCACGACUGGCUUCAGACUUUACCAGAUCAAAUGCGGCUCGAUUUGCGAACGCGAUUACUUGAUCCCAAUGAACGAGUAUACAUGUUGUCUCUUCACUCUUUCUCGUUUGGAGGUAAGAUGUUGAUGUACCGAUGGGUGUUAUCAAGCUUCAUCGACCCAGGGCUGGAACAUGGCGCGAUGACACAAGAAACGCAAGAGGACACGACUAAUUGCAUCGAGGACGGGAUAUUGUCUGCUGGAAAGGCUGCCGAAAUACUUCAUGUAUUCUACAUGGAAGGCAUGGCCGUGAAAUACUUCUGGUUUUGCAUGUUUCAAGCGUACCUCUCCUGUUGCAUACUCCUUUACGACGAUCUACAGAGGAUUUUAUGCUCUGAACCCCUCGAAAGCCCCUCUAAAAACCUGGAGUGGGUGGAAAAGUCGCUGGAAGUUCUCGCAUGGGCGAGCAAGCUUUCCAAGAGGGCUCACCAGUUCCAUGAUAUCUUACACCCUAUUUACGAACUUGUCAAAGGAUCAGCGGUGUCAUAUCACAUCCGAAGAUCUCCUCCUCGGCAUUUGCAUUAUCACUUUGCGAUAGUGGAGGGCACCUCGCCGCUUCAGCAGGCUGCGCAGAAGCUUAACCGUUUGCUUUUCAUCCCCCUCGUUACCAUCUCGAAGCAAACCCAUAUCCAGAGCAACGUGCCUAGCGACCAAGAGCCACUUCUACCAAGAUUUGCAGAUGCAGGGCUGGGCAUGCACCUCUAUUGGGCAUUGGAAUUCGCCGCACCAUGCUUUUCUAGCGAUGAUUUUGCCCAAUCGGACAGUGGCACAUCAUCCGGGGCAUUGUUCUGAAACAAAGUAAAUACAAUGCAGCCCUCAUUCAGCUUUGGCUUCCCCGAUGCAACUAUUUCUGACCAACGAAUCAACCUAUAUCAAUCGCCAGAGGCUGAUCUAGUUGGGGCUGAACUUCGCUCCUAUUUCGUACUAUGCUUUUUCCGCCAUUUGCUUAAUUGCAGCGCAACAUGAUUGCUUUAGGCAUAGUGGAGCCACUUCCAUUUUCAUUCUCCUCGGAGACCAUGGUGGACUUCAGCUGAGAUACGUGAUUCCAUUAUUCAUAUUGUGUUAGGCUUCUCGGUAUCUGUUCUCGGUUUUCAGGAUGGAUGACGUCUGAUUUCUUUCCAGCGUAUGCAUCAAUUGGCCAAGACGCGGGAUGAUUGGCAGCACAUAGGCCCAGGGUAAACGACAUACAUAAUAAUACCAAU